Liolophura sinensis is the source of this 9737-nucleotide messenger RNA. RefSeq lists its product as uncharacterized. Lineage: Eukaryota; Metazoa; Mollusca; Polyplacophora; Chitonida; Chitonidae. The coding region runs from base 69 to 9368 and encodes 3099 amino acids. The record is from RefSeq and is a predicted model, not a curated record. The transcript is spliced from 12 exons.
AUGAGGAAGUUUAUUCAUGUGCACACAUUCUGUUCAAAGCCUUAUCACUUAGUGAGAAUAACUCAACGAUGGACAGAGUGACUUUACCGAAGGUUGUGCACAAGGUUCAGCUUGACGAUGAACCUGAUAUAGUCCGUCGUGCCUCUAUUCCAGCGGGUGAGACACUGCCAGCAUGGGAACACAUUCCGCUGGAUGCCAAAUUCCCCAUGAUUCCGGCGCCUCGAGGUACUGUUGUGUUGGCUACAACUGAACUCUGUGAACCGAAACACUACACUACUAACAAGCAUGAGUUUGAUCUUUCUGAUCCGUACGCUUUAGUCAUGUCUAAUGACUACAGCGCUCUUCACGACCCUCAUCUCAAGGCGCACUUCAGCUCCGUUUACAUGCGCAAACAUCUCAUCCAGAAUGGAUUCAUCACACCUGAGGGACAGGUUGUUUGCAACUUAAAAGAGUUUAAUGACUACAGGCGUUAUUUAAGAAAACUUUGUCUACUGGAGUUGGCCAGACAAAAAAGACAAAAAGAGAAACCAACGACGGACUCCACUGAGGACAAGAAAGCUGAAACAAAAGAGGUGAAGGAUAUUCAGGAGCUGCGCACGCGCAUUCAGGGGCAGGAGAGUGCUCAACGGCAAAGACUGAUUCAGAGUAUGGCCGAUGUUGCCAGAAAAAUAGAGAAACGCCACAGAAAUAUGGUACAACGUCAGAUAGAACGAGAGAGAAAGAGGAAGCAGUAUGAGGAGAAACGCCGCCAGAUGCUCUCCCAGAUACACACUUUGGAAAAGACACGUAAUAUCCGCCUUAUUGCAAAAUGGGAGUUGGGUGAAAGGAAGAGACAAGAGCGUUUGGAAAGUAUGAGGAAACAACAACUCAAGGAGCAACAACAACGGGUUAUCUCAAAGUGGAGACAAAGGCGACGCUUUCAAGAAAGCCAAUUGGCUAUUGAAGCUGAGAAGCGAGAGGAAAUGGAUCGCGAAAAACAGAAACGUGUGGAAAACAGGAAGAACAAAAUGAAACGAGUCUGGGAGAAACAAGAAGCUCUUUUGAAAAGUUUGCAAAACGAAUCGUCAAUGAAAAGAGAUGCCUCUCGGAAGAAGUAUGACCGGCGAAUGUCGAGUGAUGAACGAGGACGUCGAUCCAGCAGAUCUAAUCUUACGUCGCCCUUUCAGAGCAUGUGGGUCAUAGAAAAGGUGCUGCGUAGGCUUAGCUUCCCGGAUGUACCGCCUCGAGUUUUGGCUCAAGACCAAGGAGAUGCACUGUGGGAAUUCCUGGACGGCAUUAUCAACAAUGCUGUGGAAAUUUUAAAAGCAGAGGGGGGGGAUCACGAGCUGGACAUACUGAAGGAAGGGGCACAGACACUGGUGACGAAAACCCUAGACUGUCUAACUCAGGAAAAGUUUCCAGAAGUAAUAAUUUGCUUUGGCGAACCAUCAUCAAAACACUCCGAAGAGCAUCCGCAGGACAAUAACCAGGAGGCCGAUAUCGUCACAUCAACAGAAGAAGCCCUUGCCACUCCUGGGUCGCAGUCUUUGCAAGCUGAAGAGAAAACAGUUAUACCUGUCCCAUCUUCUGUCGCACCGGACAGAAAGAACUCUGUGCCCCAAUCCAGCGCUGCUAUGGAACUAAGCAGCACUCAUUUGAACGUUGUGAGACACAGUAUGAUUAGAUUUGAGAAAGUCAUCCCAGACAAGGGCGUGGUCGACGUCAAAACGGCCAUAUCGAGCCUCAAACUCCUGCUAGAGGACAUCGCCAUGGAUAGGUGUUCACGACGCGAGCUUGAGAUGAUUGUGAAAUACGCCGCGCGAGAUCGAGGCUGGUGGGAUUCUGGGGCGAAUAACCUUGUUGAGAUAAUGCUAAAAACCAUUCUGAGUGAACUUCGCACGGGUAAUGUUAACAACGACGGGUUAUCACAGCUCAUCCUCUCCGUAGUGGGUAUUCCGUUAUAUCGGACUGAAUCCCAUCUCGACCUUCUUGAACAUUUCCUGGCCGUGGUUGUUCGUGAUAUCAGUGAACAGUUAAAAAGCGAUAGUCUGAGCGAUAAUCAACUACAAUGUCUAACGACGGCCAUCACGUCACUGUUUCUCGAUCCGGAAAUAGAUAUUGCCGGAACAGUCGUCACCGAUAUGCUAGCACGUCUAAGAGCAGGUGCCACCGGAAAUGACACGGAAAGAAACACCAGCUCAGUGCUAAGCAAAGCUAUAGUUGGGAAAGUUUUGAAACAUUUGGCUUUCUUCAUGGCAGAAUGGGAUGGAAACAACAAUAUUCCUACUCAUACUGCAAAUGUGAUAGCAAGCAAAACCUUGGCUGAAUUAGGAACCCGCCUAACCGCACAAGAACUCACACAAAGAGAUGCCGUUGGAAGUUCGAUAAUAGCUGAAUGGAUUAUCAGUCAGGCUUUAAGCGGACUUACCCAACAUGGUCCCUUACAGGACAUGACCGAUGAAAUUACACCUCCAGACGAAAAAACAGAAAACUGUGCAGAAGUACUCGCAAACGACGUUAUUCAGACUAUGAAGAGAGAACUAACAGUAGUGAGAACAUCAUCUGUGUGCGACAAAAAGGGCGUUCCAAUCGUUAAAGAUAUCGUUCAGAAUGUUGUUAACUACAUAAUUGACCCAAAGUCUUUAAAGAUCGGGGAUGUUCACCGAGAUGAGCCAGCUAUUGCGAUGCGGAUACUGCAAGGCACUUUAAUUCAUCUAUCUAACAUCGUUACAUGGAAUAUCAAUACAACCAUGGCCGAAGACGAAGAGGCAGAUUACACAUUGGCGAAAACCAUGGUAGCAUAUAGUUUGAGACAGAUUGCAACUUGUUUGGAACUUGAAAAAUACGACGAACCUAAAUCAUCGAAAAGGACCCCUUUCAUCACAAAGAUGCUGGAGGAAAUGGGAGAGACUCGCAUUGUGAGCUCGAUAGUUUCUCAAGAUUUGCUCGGACAUGAAAGCUCAUCUGUGGCUCUUCAUAUUCUCUUAGAAACUAUGAAACAGCUGACAACACUGUUCUCCGAUGAAGAUGAUUCCAUGCUGAACAAAACGGCUAGUAAGACUGUUGAAGAUUCACUGAAAGCUCUUGCAAGCUCAGUAACGAAGCACGUUGUAGAAUCUGCUUCCUCGCCAGUAGUAGUUCGGAUCGUUAAUGAAACACUUAAAUGUUUACGGGGGACAAAUCCAAACUCAAGCAGUUGGAAAGGGGAGGAGAAAAAUGACAAUCUUGUGAACGAAACAGUUUUCAAUACACUGACUGGCUUGCUGGAUGUAGUGACUAGCGUUUUCUCCUGCAUGGAAACAGACGCCAGCAUGGCAGAGUUUGAAGUUUUAGCUCAAGAUAUGAUUUUUGGAACGUUUCAGCAGACUCUAAAAUCUCUGUUAAAUGCUACAGUUAAAGUCAAGAGUGCCCGCAGUGACAAAAAAUCUCCUAUAAAGUUCAAGAUUGUUUGUGAGACCAUACGCCACUUAACUCGCCACUUAAUGCUCAGUACAGCGACAGUGCAAGAUAACAUUGACUUGGACGGGAACUGUGCUGCGAGUCAGCUUGUACGUCACACUUUGGAACAGUUUUCCGAAGUCAUGGUAAGGAGUGUGUCCCGUAUCCAACUGGACAAAGUUUUUUCGCCGGUUCAAUCUGUAACUGAAGGGAUAAAGAAAUUGGCCACAGCUAUAUCAGAUGGUUCCAUGACGAUUGGGGAUAAGCAAAACCUUACCCUUCCUUCAGAAUCAAAGAAACUAGUAAACAAGAUAAAAGAAAACCUGUUGAAUCUAAUGGAUGAAACAAUGUGCCCCGAUACUCAGCAUGCCUUGUUCCAUGUACUAAAACAAACAGCGUUUGGUGUGUCAGAAAGUUUGUCUGCAAGCAAUAUCCACUCUACAGACACAUUAGUCCUCGCCAACCACAUGGUUAAUGACAUUCUUAAUGACUUAGCCACCGUCGUGGCAUCCGCCAGAGAAACGAUCUCUCCACAUGAUGCUAGUGUUGUAGAUCAACAGAUACUGAAUGAAAUCACGCGCAAGCUAGAUAUCUGGACAGCUGCAUGGCCGACGAUGGCCAUGCGCGCUUCCGUGUACGACUUUAACGGUUGUCCUCUUAUAGCAGGUGACAUUGUUAAGCGGCUGUUGACCAAACUAACAGCGAGCAGCUACCGUAAAAACUCAAAGUUUCCUGAAGCCAGUCAUCAUUUCGUUGUAGUGACAUCUGUCUGCGCAAUCUUGAACAGACUUGCAUUUGGUGCCAGUAUGAUUGUUGAUCGCAGUGUCGAUGUUUUCGAGAGUUCGGGUCUAGGAAAACAAACUGACUGUGAUAUACUGAGACAUCUACUUCAGGAAAUUAAAGAGAAUCAACUUCCACCUAACGACGUUAGAGCUUUGGCCGAAACAAUUAUUCCCACAUUCAGCAUUGUAAACUUCCCUGCGUUAAAUAAGGAAACCUCAAAUGCAGUGGUAGGUUUCGUAAUGGAUUUCUUAACGACAAUGCAACAAAAUAUUGAAGACAAUACAUUUUCAGAGCAUGAUCUUGCUGAGGUCAGGGAUGAAGUCUUUCAUAAUGGCAAACAAGUACGCCUUCAAAGAAGAUAUGCUGGUGUUAGAGAAUUUGGGAUUAUUAAUACACGAGAAUUAAUGCUAAAGGUGUUACGUAUAGCUCGGGAUGGAGAAUUUAGACAGUCAGAAAUUGACAGAAUUAGUCGGAAUUUGCUCAAGCUUGACACGACAAAAUCUGAUUCACAAACAAUGACAUUGCAAACAAUGGAUGAACAUAUGGAAGAAACCAUACACAGAUUACGAGAUAAACUACUUUCUGCAAAACUGUCGACAACGGAGCUUAAAAAAAUCACUGCUGGAAUCGUGGAUGCUUGUACUACACAAACCUACGGUGGAAAUGAUUCGGAAGCACCACUGACGAAGGUCAUGGGAAUACUAAGAACUUUAAGCAGCUUGCAGAGAGUUGUAAUGGAUAUUGAGGACGGCAGAUUCACAUAUCACGAAAUAAGUCGUUUAGCAUAUUCCAUUGUGGCGUCCACUUCUGAAAAGAUGAAACAUCCCUCAACAUCAGAAAUUCCAGUGCAAGAGCUAAACGCUUCUGUUGCAGCAGCAAUAACCGAGCAAAUAAAGGACAUCCUGCAGAAUCUGAAAAAUGAUCACAUCGAUGAGCCCGCCGCUGAGAAAAUGGCAGCCGUUAUCCUCUCUAAACUUGGAAAUGGACUUCUCAAUAAAAACGUUUUUAAUCCUGUUGCUUGGAAAGGUUUGUCAAAUUUACUGAUAACCUUAAUCCAGGCUCUGUCUCAAAAACUGAGAUCAUUUAUUUCCAGUUUGACAUUGUCUGUGCCAGUACAUUUGGUAUGUGAUGAUGCCCAGCCAUCGUCCAGCUACAUCAUCAACAGAAAUGCCCCGAAGCUAACACUACAAGGUAUUGAACCAAACACUCUGAACACGUUGGUCAGAUGCGCCCUGAAAACGUUAAUUCGUAGGCUAACUACUAAAAGUGAAAGUGAAAACCAACAAGACAACCAUCCCAAGAUAAGAAGGAUCACAUCACAAAGGGCAGUUGAUCUUGACACGACGAGGACAGUACUUGUUGCCUUGUCAAAAACCUACGCAGAUUUAGAUCAGCUUGUUUUUCAUAAAACUGAAUCUUUAAAAAACAAUGUUGGAAUUUCCGUGCGAAGAGCUCUACUUCAGUUAGUCCAUGAUAUAGACUUGAGGCGAUUGUCUACCAACCAAACGAAUAACAUUGGAGAGACCCUUUUGAAAUGGUGGGAAGGUAACAAAGCAAGCUACGAAUCUACUGCGGCAAACGAAGCUAUGAAAGCUGUUUCCUCACUUGUUGACAAAAUCAAGGUUCGGUCUAAGAUUGUGGGGCCCCCGAGACAAAAUGAGCAGUUUGCAACAGUGAAAAUAACAGAAGAACGCGUAAGAGGUUUCAUUAAGCAGUUUGAAGAAGAGGAGAACGAACUGCUGAAAGCUCUAUCUCAACAGUCCCUGAUUUCUCCGCGUGCUUCUGCUGAAGUUGUUGUUGAGUCUGUGCUCCGUGCAAUGUACGAUGAUACAUGGAUGGAUGAGGAAAUGGGAGUGAAAAUUGUAGACGAGAAAGAACAUCACGACGUAACUGCAACAAAGGCUGUCACUUCACUGUCGAAGCCACUUGAUUCUGAUGUCACUGACGCAAUGGAACAUGCAAUCACGAGCUCCUCACAGGAAAAACAUAGAAUGAAAGACAACCAGACUAACCUACAAACGACCCUCGCAGUUGAAUCGGGCAUAGUCUCCUCUGACAGUUUAACUUCUGCGCUGGAAAGUGCAUUUGUAGAUAUUACAGGCCCUUCCGUCAAAGCUGAACCCAUUGCAAAGAAAAUCAGCGCUGUAUUGCAAGAAUACUCAACAACAUCAUGCAGCGCAGAGGAUAUCACUCAGCCACUCGUAGAAGUGGCAAAGCAGGAUCUUGUGUCAAAAGUCUCGCCUUCAGUUGCCUCAGACCUGGCACGGAAGGCAGCAGAGCUAACUUUGCAGCAUACUGUUAACACUGACUCUACAAAGUUACAGCAUAUUUCCAAUGAUAAUAUUGUUCAACAUGAAAAUGGAGAGAGCUUGGUCGAUUCUACCCUCACACCCAAUAUUUCCCAACUCGCCCAAAGAAUAGUGGAUUCCACCAUAAGGCUUUUGAUCACAAACAACAUCUCUCUUGAAUCCAUAACACAUAAGUUUUCAAAACACAAUUCGUCACACCAGUCCAACUUGCCGGGCAAAGACAAGUCAGUGACUGUGACGAAACUAUCAAAUCUCCAGUGCCCCAGUACAAAGAGUAGCGCCAACGAAGAAUGGGAGAAAUCACAGAAAGAUAGUGUACCGCAAGGUCAAUCAAGCAAGCAUUCCAAUAGCCCCCUUAACAAAGAUGCCAAUGACUUCAACACUACACCUGAAACUAUCAGCCAAAUGUCCCAAGUAGAGGUUUUGGCAGUGAAGUCUCUUGUGGAAUCAUUAACGAAUGAAAACAUUGAACCAGCUAAAAUAACGUCGUAUAUUCAGAAGGCAGAGGAGAGAGAUCCUGCCUUGGUUAAGGUUAUUUCAGGGCCUGGAAUUGUGUACGGUUCAGAUUCGCUCACGGAACAAAUUGUUCAAAUGAUCCUGACCGCUAUGGCUGUUAAAUCUGAGGAGGCAGACAAUUCUACAGCCUUAUCAGACACAUCAAACCUCACUGACAAGGUAGUAAGAUCUUUAAUUAGACUCAUAGAUAAAUCUCAAGAAGAUCUCGAAGGACAAACUAAAGCUACAGCAUCAGCCCUGAGUGGAUUAGUCGACACGAUAGAAAAGGAUUUGGAGAAAGCUAUUCGUAGAUCACAAGAAGACAAUUCUAUCGAUGUAACGGACAUUGCCAAGCCAAUUACUUCCGUUGAGAGAAAAGCUGAGCUGACAACUCUUGACAGAAUAAAAGAAAUCCUCCUGCGAAUAAUUGAGGAUGUUUCGACAAAUCGUCUAACCACAGAUCAACUUGAAGACAUAGCCUCAGCCGCCGUCGAUGGGAUGACCGACAAGUCCUCUCCUCAACCGUUGCCAAGCGCUCGUUCAAAUUCAGCGUCAUCUGGAGCAGUGAUUCAAACAUUACAGGCUAUUAUCAACGACAUUGAUGUCGGGCACUUUAGGCUUGAAGACGUCGAACGAAUAAAAUCUCAACAUUUUUCCCAAACUACCGUUGAACAGAAAGAGAAAAUGGACAAUUCUGAUAAUUUGACUGAGGAGACAUCAAAGGAAUCAAUUUCAAAUAUUAUAAAGGACAUUUUAAAUCGGAUUCUUGAUGAAAUAAAGACAAUCAAUUUUUCGACUGCGCAUGGUACAAGCCUGAUUUCAGAUGAGGCAGACCUACAUAAACAAAACCGAGUUCGCGCAUGGAUUCUGGACAGCCAUGUGUACUGUGAUAAUUCUCAUCUUAUCCAAGAAAUUGCCGUGGAAUCUAUCCACAGUGCUCUAGAAAGGAUAAAGGAAAAUAAAAUGAGCGAAUCAGAAACUCUUGUUUUAGCAGAUGUCAUUAACGAAAAGGUGGCUAGCCAAAAACGGACUGAUGCCAGUAAAAACGACACUCGAAAGUUAGUGGUGGAAACGUUAGAAAACACACUUCUAAUGAUUGACAGAAAUGGACUCUCGACAAAAAUGACGGACAACCUUGUGAAAGCUGUUCUGCGUGUUAUGUUGAUGAACACGGAACCACAAUACUCCGGCGACAAUCCUAACAACGUCUCGCCCUCAAAAAGAAACAACGUUGUUAGGUUUCUGUCGAAAAUUCUCACUCAUUUGUUGACGGUAACGAGCAGUGUACACGGGGAAGAAGGCAGUGAGGCGGUUUUGGAGAGAGACUCCGUUGAGCGUCUUGAUGUUCCUGAAGAUGCUGACAAAAAAAGUCAGUCUUCAACUGACCCAGAAGUUAACAUUUUGCCAACCAUAGGAGGUGAAGAGUUGCAUCUUGAUGCCGAAACAACAGCCACUGCCCUCUCCGCCAUCUCAAUACGCGGCCGUCCUGGUGUUGUCAAUCCCCAUAAUCCAAUCCCUAGAAAUUCUUUCAGGGAUCUGCAUCGACCCGAACUCGGUCGAACUGAAGUCCUGAGUCACGGGAAACCCGUGGAAGUGGAGGCCAAACUGCAGAAGGUUGCGGAAGAAAAUAUCCAUCUUGUGCAUGAUGUGGAAGACAGUGACAUGACGACUAUAGCAGAAGCACCUUCUUCUGUAACUUGCAGCAGUUCCAGUGCCUCGGGUUCCCCGACGGAUCUUGAUGGCAAAUUGCAAAACAUUGUUUCACUUACUUCCCCUGAUGAAGAUUUGGUGAUGGUAACCAAUGUAGAAGGGAGCAGUUCUGUGAUUCACUCCAACACAAACACUAACUCACCUAAACCCAUCAGCAUCAGAAGAAAAUAUGCAACAGGUAAGACCAAGGUGGACAACACAAAAAUGCAAAAAACUAUUAAGGUCACUAUUCCAACAAAAAUACGGAAUAAGGCUCAAGAGGUUCCCGUGGUCGAAAGUCGUUCAAAAUCUGAAGCUUCUUUGAAAAACCGUCCGACAAAAUCUCCAUCAAUGCAUUUGAAACAACGCUCAACUGAGACUGUCGCUUCCAAACAAGGUGCCAUGCUUCCUCAAAGAAAGAAGUCGCCUUCUCCUACAUUCAAACUGAAGAUGAAGAAAAAAGUGGCCGCCUUGGACUCUGGAGGGCUUCAGUCAGAAGGCUCCACUCUACCUAGCGUCACCGGUGCAUGUGAAAUAAAGGAGCAAGGGCCCCAGAUUUUGCGAGUCCAGUCGCUGAGCGGAUUUCAUAGCACCCCUGUUACCAUCCGAGAACUGCAAGUCACACAAAUACCUGAUACCUCACCAAUAAUGGACUCGCCGCUCGAAGGCACUUAAAUUCAUCCAAAUAAGGACGGUUUUCAAAAACUUCAUUACCUUCGAAUCAUGUUGGCUUUAUGAUACACAUGUGGGUCAACGUUCGAAUUUAAAGUCAUCGGUCAUCAGUUGGGUUCUAUGUUGAUUUUUUUUUCUUUAAUCGUAACAUAGAUUUACUGGGUUAAUACAGUAACUUAGUCGCUUUCAACAUAAUAUCUUGUAUAUAACCUAUCUCUUAAUUAGAGGCAUCUUAUUUACUCUGUGUUUUGCCAUUACCAAGUAAAGCCAAUUUUUGCUGUUGAAUAUGUUUGUAAAAAUUUAAACUGUUCGACCGCUAAAUUGAUAACGCAGAAUUAAAUGUACAGUUUAGAAUGAGUGCACUGUGAAUUG